Messenger RNA from Blepharisma stoltei, 294 nucleotides. NCBI's taxonomy places the organism in Eukaryota, Ciliophora, Heterotrichea, Heterotrichida, Blepharismidae. The record is from the annotation of a GenBank genome assembly.
AUGGAUGAAAUUACAACAAAUAUCUUCCUAGGAAACAUUUUAGCUGCAACUAAUGAAAACAUGCUUAAAGAGGUCGGGAUUAAAAACAUUCUCAGAGUUUUAGACAAUGAGAAAGUUGACUUAUUAAGUGGAUUUUAUUAUUUUUAUUUGAAAGUGAAGGAUAAAGAAACAGAAGACAUUGCGAAGCAUUUUGAUAAAGCAAUCGAAUUUAUUGAUUUUUCGGUUAAUAGGAAUGAAAAAAUUCUUGUUCAUUGCUAUGCAGAGGGUAGUAUACAGCCAGAUCUCCCUCCUUAG